UCCAUGGAGCUCUGGGCCCACUGUACCUUCCUGAUUUUACCUAACUCUGUUAUCACUUCUCCCCAGGUUUGUGGGUCAGCCACAGCGGUCUACUAACCAUUCCUAAAUUUGUUCUCACCCUUGUUCAUAUACAAUACUGUUCUGUCUGAAAUAACCUUGCUUUCCCGACAAUCCUAGUUAAGAGCAGUGGCUUUAGAGUUGUGCUGCAACCUUUCUGAUCUUUACCUUUCUCAUUUUGUGCACAAGAGUGCCGACCCCAUAAGGAAACUGUGAUGAUUCAACACGUUUCUAAAGGCGCUUUGACAUAUUUUGCCGCAUAGUAAAUGGUCACAAUGAUUAGAAGCGGCCAAUUACAGCUUCCACACAUCUUUUUUCCAGUACCAAAAAGAUACCUGCCCCUCUAAGUAGUUUCCUAUAGAAGAAGCUAAUGUGGCUAAAAUUUGAGGGGAUGUCCGACCCAGAUUCCCUUCACAUUGCCCCUAAUAAAGUCCCCAUUCAUUCAGGACACUAAAUUCAGAUCUCAGAAAACUAAACAGUAAGGUCAACGUAAUGAUUUAUUUGUUUAGGUCUUACUAUUAAGCACAGUGACCAGGUGGGUAAGGAGAUGUGUCACUGGUCCCGAGAAGUGUCCCUGUCACAAAGCCUGUCGACACCUAGCCACUCAGGUUAGGCAAUGAAUGAAGGCGCCUGCGCAGUAGAGUCCAGAGAGGGGAAGCGGGCGCCUGCGCACAGAAGUAGUGACCGUCCGCUCCCCGCUCCCGCCUCUGCCAAGCCGCGCCAGCGCAGUGAGGAUCAACCCAGCAAAGACAGCGCCUGCGCGCCCGUGGCUGAGGAGCCUGUGGCGGCAGCGGCGAUGGAACCGGCAGAGCAGCUGAGCGAGUUAGUGUCAGCCGAGGGCCGAAACCGGAAGGCGGUGCUGUGCCAGCGUUGCGGCUCCCGGGUGCUGCAGCCAGGGACCGCUCUCUUCUCCCGCCGACAGCUCUUCCUUCCCUCCAUGAGAAAGAAGCCAGCUCUGUCUGACGGCAGCAAUCCCGAAGGCGAUCUCCUUCAGGAACACUGGCUGGUUGAGGACAUGUUCAUUUUUGAGAACGUGGGCUUCACCAAGGACGUGGGCAACAUCAAGUUUCUGGUCUGCGCAGACUGUGAAAUUGGACCAAUUGGCUGGCAUUGCCUAGAUGACAAGAACAGUUUCUAUGUGGCCUUGGAACGAGUUUCCCAUGAGUAACUGAGGGGAGGGGUACUCAGCUCCACCCCCAAAGAUAAACUUGUUCCCCACAAGAACUGGCAUUUAACGUGGUGUAACUGUUCCGCUGCCUUCUUUUCUAUGCUAAUAUAAACACCGAGUACCAGCAUGUCCACUUGAACAUGCAGAGGGUUCACCCUGCUUCCUAAAGCCUCACGUACAUUCCUCCUGCGUAGUUCACUUGCAUCACAUUUCCUAAGCUCCCUUUUCCCCCAGUUUUGGGACACUGCGCUUCCACAAAUCUUGUCUUUUCCCUGGCAUUCUGCCUAGGCUCUGUUUUACCCAGGGGCUCCCUCUUUUUCUUGCUCUAAAAGAGCAGUGUUCAACCUUUUGGCAGUGAUGACACAUGGCAAAAGAUGCUUAUGUGCUAAUAGUUGAAAGUCUGCCUUUUUCUCAUUCAAGAAAGCAUACAAACAUCUGAAAGUGGCUUUGUUGUAUGGCUACCCUUGUGAUCUACAGUAAUGUACCCUUUCUAAAAGUAAAGCAUUUACAAAACUCAG
This is a messenger RNA of Sapajus apella (tufted capuchin), 1743 nucleotides long. RefSeq names its product RAB interacting factor (gene RABIF). Gene Ontology annotation, molecular function: guanyl-nucleotide exchange factor activity; zinc ion binding. Gene Ontology annotation, cellular component: membrane; cytosol. The transcript has 2 exons. Bases 674 to 1225 code for a protein of 183 amino acids. Lineage: Eukaryota; Metazoa; Chordata; Mammalia; Primates; Cebidae. The record is from RefSeq and is a predicted model, not a curated record. Gene Ontology annotation, biological process: post-Golgi vesicle-mediated transport; small GTPase-mediated signal transduction.